Molecule: messenger RNA, 1618 nt
Organism: Branchiostoma floridae (Florida lancelet)
Lineage: Eukaryota; Metazoa; Chordata; Leptocardii; Amphioxiformes; Branchiostomatidae
Product: aspartate--tRNA ligase, cytoplasmic-like
Exons: 14
Coding region: 67-1380 (437 amino acids)
Biological process (GO): aspartyl-tRNA aminoacylation
Cellular component (GO): cytosol; cytoplasm; aminoacyl-tRNA synthetase multienzyme complex
Molecular function (GO): aspartate-tRNA ligase activity; ATP binding; RNA binding
Source: RefSeq, a predicted model, not a curated record
AGGUUGGUGCGUGUAGAAGAGCUGACACCAUCCCUAGCCGGGGAGACAGUGUGGGUUCGAGCCAGGAUGCACACCAGCAGGGCAAAAGGAAAACAGUGCUUCCUUGUGCUACGACAACAACAGUUUAACGUGCAGGCUCUGGUGUUUGUCAACGACAAAACUGUCAGCAAGCAGAUGGUCAAGUUUGCCGCCAACAUCACAAAGGAGAGUAUCAUAGAUGUGGAGGGGGUUGUCCAGAAAGUGGCACAGCCUGUGGAGAGCUGCACACAGAGGGACGUGGAGCUGCAUGUGGAAAGGGUGUUUGUGGUGAGUGCCUCCGCUCCACAGCUACCCUUACAGCUGGAUGAUGCAGCCAGACCAGAACAUGACGAGGAGGAUGCCAGUCGACCUCGUGUGAACCAGGAUACUAGGCUGGACAACAGGAUCAUCGAUCUCAGGACCACCACAAACCAGGCAGUGUACCGGGUAGUGGCAGGCGUGUGCGACUUGUUCAGGGCAACUCUGACAGGAAAGGGCUUUGUGGAGAUCCACACACCCAAGAUCAUCUCAGCGGCCAGCGAGGGUGGCGCUAAUGUGUUCACCGUGUCGUACUUUAAGAACAAUGCGUACCUGGCCCAGUCCCCACAGCUGUACAAGCAGAUGGCCAUCGCUGCUGACUUCGAGAAGGUCUUCACUGUUGGUGCUGUGUUCCGUGCGGAAGACUCGAACACCCACCGUCACCUGACGGAGUUUGUGGGUCUGGAUCUGGAGAUGGCGUUUAACUACCACUAUCACGAGGUGCUGGACGUCAUCGGGGACAUGUUCGUGUGCAUCUUCAAGGGGCUCAGGGACAGGUAUAAGACAGAAAUCAACACCAUCCAGAAACAGUUCCCGAGCGAGCCCUUCAGGUUCCUGGAGCCCAGCCUGAGACUGGAGUUCCCUGAGGCUGUGGCCAUGCUCAGGGAGGCUGGGGUGGAGAUCGGGGAUGAAGACGACCUCAGCACUCCUGAUGAGAAGCUGUUAGGAAAGUUGGUGAAAGCCAAGUAUGACACCGACUUCUUCAUCCUGGACAAGUUCCCCCUGGCUGUGCGGCCCUUCUACACCAUGCCUGAUCCAAACAACCCUAAAUAUGCCAACUCUUACGACAUGUACAUGAGGGGGGAGGAGAUCCUGUCUGGAGCCCAGCGAAUCCACGACCCGGAGUUCCUCACAGAACGGGCAAAGGCUCACGAGAUCGACAUUGAGAAGAUCAAGUCUUACAUCGACUCCUUCCGCUAUGGGUGUCCACCCCAUGGGGGAGGUGGGAUCGGGAUGGAGAGGGUGGUCAUGUUGUACCUCGGACUCAACAAUAUCAGGAAAACCUCCAUGUUCCCACGUGACCCCAAACGGUUGACCCCUUAAUCUCCAUAGCAACCACAAACACAAACUUCUCGAACUUCAUGUUUCCUUGCAUGGACCAAGAGUAAGAGUAAAAGUUUCAAUGAUGGAGUUGUGAAAUGAAGAAGAAAAGGAAAAUGCACAGACCAAAUGGUAGAGAGAUAGAGGAAUGCUGAUGAAAUGGUUGAAAAUCCAUCUCAAUGUUUCUUUGGGGAGACUUUUAUAAGAUGGAAAUAAUGUAAUAAGUAAACAAAAUUUGACA